AUGGACAGCACUGGAUGGACUACGUUUGCAACCAGAAACCUCGCGGUCCCGUUGCUGCUGCUGAUAGCGGCGGCGUCGGCGGUGGCGCCCGUGGCAGCAGCGCCGCCGAACCCAACGAGAUCCCGAGCGCAAUGGCCGCCGCCAAUGCGGACCGGAGAAGUGGCACCGGCGGCGCCGCCGAAGCUGCUCCAGCGCGACUGCCCCGAGUACACAUCGUGGGCGGUUGACCGGAGCCACAAGCCGCUGUCCAAGGGGCGCAACAUGCUCCCGAUGCAGCGGCCCGAGCCGGACUGUAGGAUGUUUGUGGUCGAAGAGGUGGAGGAGACCAUCAACGAGAUGAGGCGGGCGAUCGCGGAUCCGGACCUGUUUCGGCUGUUUGAGAACUGCUUCCCCAACACGCUCGACACGGCGGUCAAGUGGCAUGGGUUGGCCGCCCAGACGAAGGACGAAGAGCUUACAUUCAUAGUCACCGGUGACAUUGACGCCAUGUGGUUGAGAGACAGCGCAAACCAGCUCCAGAGCUACAAAUCCUUGUUGAGAGCAAACCCUUCCAGGGGCUCUUUGGCAUCGCUCUUCCGCGGGGCCAUCAACAUGCAAGCCCGCUUCAUCGAGAGGUCGCCGCACUGCAACGCUUUCCGAGCGCCGCCUGAGUCUGGCACCAGCUCCAACAUGCCUGUCUCGUCAGAUUAUGUGUGGCCGACACCUGAUAGGGAAGUAGUGUUUGAGUGCAAAUGGGAGCUAGACAGCUUAGCUGCAUUUUUGCAGUUGUCGCACGAAUACUACGAAGGCACCGGAGACUUGUCCUUCUUUGGAAAGCACGGCUGGGUUAAUGCGGUUGAGGCCAUCAUGAACACCACGACGAGGCUCCAGGCAGGCACGUACGCCGAGGACGGGCUACCUAACGUUUCGCCCUAUCGCUUCCAGCGGCAGACAUCUACAGCGAGUGAGACGCUCAGCAACUCGGGCGAUGGCAACCCUGUCGUGGGUGGCACGGGCCUGGUACGGAGCGCCUUUCGGCCGUCGGACGACGCAACCAUCUACCAGCUCCUCGUGCCGGCCAACAUGAUGUUCUCGAGGUACCUCGCGUCGUGUGCUGAGAUUAUGGCCAGGCUGGCGAGCGACGACACACCUGACGACGUCCACAGUCGCUUUCGACGCGGCCUGGCCCGCGACAUGUCUGCCUUAGCCAAGCAUGUCCGUCGCGGCAUCGAGCGGCAUGCUAAGGUGAGGCAUGAUGUCUACGGAGAGAUGUACGCUUAUGAGAUUGACGGGUCUGGGUCGCACAACCUCAUGGAUGAUGCCAAUCUCCCGUCUCUCUUGAGCUCUGCCAUUAUGGGCUUUGUGUCGAAAGAUGAUCCGACUUAUUUGAACACUCGAAAGUUCAUCUUUAGCAAGGAAAACCCUUAUUUCAUGCAUGGUCCGGUUCUCAACGGUACCGGUGGUCCUCACAUAGGCCCGGGCAUGGCAUGGCCCAUGUCGCUCAUUGUACGAAUCAUAACCACGGACGACGACGACGAGAUUAUCGCGACGCUGAGGCAACUGGUUGAAUCGACGGAUGGCCUGGGGCUCAUGCAUGAGUCUAUCAAUACCUUUAGCGCAACCAUGUAUACUCGCCCUUGGUUCUCAUGGGCCAACGGUCUGUUUGGCCAGAUGAUGUUGGACUUGAAGAAUCGUAAACCGCACAUUCUGCAAACGGUUUACUUUCAAUGA
Messenger RNA from Pyricularia oryzae 70-15, 1710 nucleotides. RefSeq lists its product as uncharacterized. NCBI's taxonomy places the organism in Eukaryota, Fungi, Ascomycota, Sordariomycetes, Magnaporthales, Pyriculariaceae. Bases 1 to 1710 code for a protein of 569 amino acids. Gene Ontology annotation, biological process: carbohydrate metabolic process. The transcript is spliced from 9 exons. The record is from RefSeq and is a predicted model, not a curated record.